Cottoperca gobio is the source of this 7058-nucleotide messenger RNA. It is a transcript of the gene znf512b, whose product is annotated as zinc finger protein 512B. The record is from RefSeq and is a predicted model, not a curated record. Bases 1047 to 3515 code for a protein of 822 amino acids. Gene Ontology annotation, molecular function: zinc ion binding. Lineage: Eukaryota; Metazoa; Chordata; Actinopteri; Perciformes; Bovichtidae. The transcript has 17 exons.
AGAAGAUUUGGCAGCAACUAGAUUAAAAUACUUGGCGAUGGUUGAUUUGAGGAAUUUCAUCCCUGACCCUUUUUCGUCAGGAACGAGCGCCGUUACGUCGGAAGAGCAGCACGAGCCGGUAUUGCAGCGAGUUCAUUAGGCAGAAACCCCAAUAUUAAUGUGAUCGAUAUCGAUAAUAAUAACGCGAGAGUUUGCAAGUUGCCUCAAGACUGUAGUUGCAACUGUCAAAGGUGGAGUGGAUACGCGCAUGACCCAACACACAUUACUGUAAUACUGUACACGGCCGCCGAGAUAAUAUCCGUAUAAAAAAACGAAAUAAUCCCGAGGUAAGGAACCGAGGAGUGUACCAAAACCGACUGGGGUUUGGCGUUUCUGCUCAUUUUCCUUCGCUUCGUUUUCUUUUACUCUAACCAAGUGUUUUGCCGCCGUCGAAAUUACUGCACUAAAUAUAUUUUUGUGCCUCCCUUUAGCUCCAGCCAGCGCAAGGAUUUUUUUUACUCCUCCUUCGUAAUAAAGUCGCCAUUUUGCUUCACUGCCUAUAUAAACCAUCCCGUAUUCUAUUAUUUUUCCUCAAGGAGUCGAGGACCUACCUAUCUUUCCUGGCUAUUUCUAAUAUUUCUGGAGUGUUUAACGAGAAGACAGGGGUUGAAGAAGUGCCUCGUGGUAUAGCCUACAUAUUAAUGCAGGGAAGGAGGGGGGGCAACGCAAUUGGAAACUGGGAAUUAGGUGAAAGUAUCCUGGAUUUCUUUUCAUGUACAGACUAAAUUGUAUUUUCUCUUCUCCUGCACUACUCCUGUAUUUCUUCCACCUCGUCGUCGUCCGCAGAGUGGGGGGACAGGACGACGGUGACGACUGUCCACUUCAAUUCAGGCUCCCAACCUCAGUCUGACCGGUCGUUGACGAACAGCAGGUGUGAUUGCCAUGUAACAUAACAUUGGUGGAAAAACGCCCACUUCGGUGUCUGUCUCCUGACCCCCUCCUCCCUCACGUGGGUGACCCGGGGCCACCCGGCCCCUAGUGCUGGGUGACUGCCCGACAGUUCAGGCAUGGAGAGCCCAAGUGGCCCCAGGCUUGGGAAGCUGUCCUCAUCAGGGCCGCCAAGGGGCCGGACCCCCAAGCAUGGACAUCCCCAUGAGCCUGUCAGAACCACGGCAGGCCCCGAAAACAACAACAAACACAGUCCAGUGUGUGAUGAGCCAGCAGAGGGGAAGAGGAAAGGUCGCCCUAAAGCAGAAGUGCAGGAGCUGAGAAGCAUCCCUGCCCAUAUGAUAGUACAAUGGAAGGAAGAGUUUAAGCGCCGCUCCAGGGUUAAGUGUCCGUGUUCAGGCUGCUGGUUAGAGUUUCCCAGCAUCUAUGGCGUCAAGUACCACUAUCAACGCUGCCAGGGGGCCACCGUAGCCGAGAAGCUGAGUCAUGGCUGUCCCUACUGUGAGGCAGUGUUUGCCACAAAGGUGCGCCUGCAGAAGCACAAGCUGUGGAACCACCCAGACAGGGUUAGUAUGGAGCCCAAGGACGAGCAGACUAAGCUUCAAAAGACCCCUGUCAAGUCCAACACCAAGAAAAGGCCCAUGGAGAACAGUCCCCCCUCUCCGAUGUUCUUCAAAGUGAAAAAGACCCACGAGGUGUCCACGCCCUCUCAGAAUGGGGAGCUGUCCCACCAGAAGAGUGAGAGGAAACAGCACAGCCACAGCCAGCCUUCACCGCAGACUCACCAGUCGCAGCCAGUCCAGCCUCAGUCCCAGCAGUCCCACAGCACGUCGUCUGAUGCGGAGGGCAGUGAAAGUGAUGGGGACAGCCUUCCCCCUUCUUUCCCUGACGAAGACCCAGAGCGAAUGAGACACAGACGGAAGCAGAAAACGCCUAAGAAAUUCACUGGAGAGCAGCCUUCUAUAUCUGGAACAUUUGGAUUGAAAGGUAUGACUAAGGUGGAGGAGAAGCUGAAGGCCGGCCGUGCAAAGAGGUCAGAGGGGAGUGGGUUCAGUGAGGAGCCCCAGAGAAGACCUACUUCAAGUCAGUCGUCCAAGAAAGAUCCUGCUACAACCAGUUCUGGUGCUGACACCCAAUGGCAGCGAGCAAUCCACGAGCGAGGUGAAGUGGUGUGUCCCACCUGCUCCAUCGUCACCAGGAAAACAAUCCACGGCCUCAAGAAACACAUGGAGAUUUGCCAGAAGCUCCAGGAUGCCCUGAAGUGCCAGCAGUGCCACAAACAGUUCAGGUCCAAGGCAGGCCUCAACUACCACACCAUGGCUGAACACAGCACCAAGCCCUCGGGGAGCGAAGGCCAGACGACUGACGAGCAUGAGGAAAGAGAAAGACUGCGCCGAGUGCUCAAACAGAUGGGACGAAUCAAGUGUCCUAGUGAGGGCUGUUCAGCUCACUUCUCCAGCCUGAUGGGCUACCAGUACCACCAGAAACGUUGUGGAAGCGAGUUCUCUGACGAUGAGAAGCCUGUGUUUCUGUGCCAGCACUGUGGAAAAACCUACCGCUCCAAGGCUGGCAGAGACUACCAUGUGCGUACCGAACACUCCCCAACUAUCACCACCGCCAUGACAGCCACCACCAACAAUAACAACAAAGACAUUAUCACUGACACCAACAACAACACCGGCAAAGAGAGGGUCUCUUUGGAGUCUCCAUCAUUAGGCCAGAAGGAGCAAAGCCAGCCUGAGAAAGCACCAUCCGGCCAGCCCAAGGAGAAGGAGAGAGAAGCCAGGGACAAGGACAGGGAAAAGGAGAAGGAGAGGGAGCGAGUCACAGAAAAAGUAGCACAGACUGUGAGCCAGGGAGAUGACUUUGAACGGACCCCGAGUGGCAGAGUGAGGCGCCGGUCAGCGCAGGUGGCAGUGUUCCACCUGCAGGAGAUAGCAGAGGAUGAGCUGGCCAAAGACUGGGGCACCAAGCGCCGCAUCAAGGAUGACCUGGUGCCUGAUAGCAAGAGGUUAAACUAUACCCGUCCCGGCCUCCCCAACUUCAGCCAAGACCUAUUAGAAACCUGGAAGAACCAAGUCAAGGAGAAGGGCUUCAUCUGCUGCACCAAUGAAAACUGUGAAGCUGUCUAUUCCAGUGUAUCAGGACUAAAAGCCCACCUUGCCAACUGCAGCCAGGGUGGUGGAGAACUGGGAAAGUACACUUGUCUGAUCUGCCAGAAGGAGUUUAGCUCAGAGAGCGGUGUGAAGUACCACAUCAGCAAGACACACUCACAGAACUGGUUUCGUGCAGCAGUCAGUCAAGUGGUCUCAAGUACCAAGAGUAAAGCGCCGGAGAACAAUGGGAUCCAAGCAGAGGUGAGGAACGGUGCCACCACUGGUAAGAAGAGAGGCCGCAAGCCCAAAGAGCGCCCCCCUGUGGUUGCGCCUCUCCAAACAAAAACUGAAGCACCUACCAUUACUCAAAACUUAACCCCUGCUGUGACUCAUUCACAGUCCCCCUCCCUGCUCCCCGACCCCACGGACAGUGCUAAUUCAGGCCAAAACAGACAGCCCAUCCCCUCCACCGCCAGACGAAGCAAACCCUAAAGGCCGUCAUUGUCAGAGUAGCUCUGCUUUUGUCGACCCAGGAGCCAGAGAGGAGUCUUACUGUAAAUGUUGUGCCAGGAAACUAAGACCUUUCUAACUCCACAAGGACUUGGCACUGAGAAGCAAGUUAAAUCAACCCUUAAGAACUAAAACAUUUAGUACAGACUUUUUGAAAUCCCAGAGUAAAUGUGUCUACUGUUAUAAACAGUACUCAUGUAACAGUAGUGUUUUAUUUCUCCAUUCCACUUUUGUCUUCUUUUCAAGGCACACAUUUCGGUUUCUGUACUCACAGCAGGGGUGUCAGUAGUAAUCAAAGAUAACAUCCUGACUUCUACAUGGUUAGCAUUUUUCUAAACAGAGGUAGUAUUCCAAACAAAUGCAGAGCAAUUCUCUCUACAAUAUUCAUGUUGUGUUUGAGAGGUUUUAAAAAGGAUAUUCUAUUAGCAUGGUGAAGUCAUUUAAUGAUAGCUAGUGUUUUCACAUUUUUUUCCACAGAUAUACUGUACUGUGUACAUAAACAAUAUCUAUAUCUAUAUAUCUAUAUACUCAAAGCAAUGAUGCCUGACAAGUCCAAUUGGAUCAUGAGCAGUCAGAAUUUUUGCAGUGUGUGCUGUAGUGCAAUGUUGUUUUUUGAUUUUCUUUUUCUUUCAUGUUUUUUUUUCUUGUUUUUUUUACGUUUCAUGUUUCAAAUAAGCAAAUGUCAUAUAAGCUAAAAACGUUGGUCAGUUGUUAAUCAUAUUCCACCCUGUUUUUUCUCACAGCUAUGUGGCUAUCACUUUAGUGACAUUUAUUUUUGUUUUUUCUGCAUCACAUGACGGUGAAAGGUAUCUGCUUUGACGACCAUAAUUAGGUGUCAAAAGAUCAUUUCCACAGUUCUUUUACACUGAAGUUAUUAAGCAGAAUAACCCCAAAAAAGUGAUUGUUUGAGAUUUCCAUCUGUAAGGUAUAAGUUAAUACUUAAUAUGGCAUUGUUUAAUUGAUUUUAAACAUAAAAAAACUUGAAGCAUUCUGUCUAAAAUAGGACUGGCAAAGCUAAAUGUUGGACAGAAGAAUUUUGUGUGAAGCUUGUUGCACCAUUGCAGCACAAUCAAAUGAUGUGACACCAUUUUAAAGGAGGCCAUAUUUGGCUACUGCUUUAGCUUGAAUCAAAGAGCUGAGGAGAGAAUAAAAAUAUCUUUUAUAGAGAGGUUGAGGGACAUAAUCUUUUAUUAAACAGAAAAAUUGCAAAUGAAGAUUCACUUAUAAUUAUGUAUAUGAAUUAAUUCCUGGAUGCUCAAAGUUAUUGCCUUGCACUUUAACCCUUAACCCCUCUCUUGUAUUUUUGCACUCCGGGAGUAUUGAACCUAACCUAGUGGCUGUCAGGCACAGGAGCAGGAAUAUCUUACUCUGAUGAAAAAUGAAACUACAGAAAAACUAAAUUUGUCUUCACAUGGGUAAUGAGCAGCAUGGUUAACUCUUUCUAGAUAGUAUCUGUAAUCCAACACGACCGUAUAAUUAUGAGUCACCACACAAAGCCAUAACAGGUCUGGUUGAAUUGUAAGGCUGCUUUACCACUUAAAGUUAGUUUAGCUUCAGAUUAAAAAAACAAAAAAAACAUUAUUAAUAAAUUACUUUUCAAAUCUAAAAUGUGUGCAAUCAGAGAAUAUUUUCACUUUAACAUGUUUAAAGUAGAUACUUGAAUCCACAGUUAUAUUAACAAAUGAAACAAAUAAAACAUCCAUAAAUAUUUGAUUUAUAUCUGGAAUUUAGGUCCAUAGAAAUAAUAACUUGCUUGAUAACAAAGUGACAAAUAAUAAAUCUAUUUUAUAUUCUCUUGUGUGUGUUACCCAUAUAGCAAUCUGAUAGCUUUGGAUAAAGUUGUGAUGUGGGGAUAUUCUGGUAAAAUAACAAGGGUGCUUUACUUGCCACUCUACCUUAAGGACCUGAACUCAGUAAGUCCACGAAUCCAUCCUGCCAUUUUCUCCUCACUGGCAAGUCUUUUUGCACCAACAAAUGUCAACGUCAUCAUUUAAAUCGAGCACUGAUGUCAGCGGAACAUUUUCAAGAAACAAUGAAUUUGAAAUGUAUGUGUCCCAGGUGUUGUCAUCCCUACGCCGUGACCUUUUAUAUUGUAAAGCAAAGAUUUGAGCUGAAUUCCUCCAUUAUUAAUCAACUGAUGGAGUUUAUUCAGGUGGGGAUGAUUAUGCAUGUGUCUGUCUCUGUUAAUGGGAUGGACCUUUAUCUUCAAUCCAGGUUCAACCGAUGGAGAGGAUAAGUUAGACAAGCACUGAUUGGUCCUCGGACCUUUUCGAUAUGAGUUGUCCCGACCUUGUGUGUGUGCGCGUAUGAGUGUGUGUGUGCGUGUGUGUGUGUGUAAAACAGUUAGCACCUUUGUAAUGACUGGAUGUCAGAAAUGGUAACACUUUUCGUUGAGUGUUAUGCUGUGGCACAGAAUCAGUUCAUCAGCUGCUUGUUACUCGUGUCAUUAAUAACGUCACAUUGACUGUGUUUACCUGACAAGCUUUGGUGUUGCAAUAUGAUAGUUAGGCACUGCUUUUAACAGUGGGUAUUUUAUAUUUUAUCACACCCUUUACUAUCUGUCUUCCUAUGAUGUGGAAAACACAUAUCUAUCCCGCAGUGUGAGCUAACUGCAACAUCUUUAGAGAGUACAGCAAUACACCAUAUUUAGCUGGUUUUGUUGGCUUGCUGAUAUUUUGAUAUUGAUGUGUCUUCUCAAAAUUGUAUGGCUUUUUUCACUCCCCUACUUUUAUUUGUUUGCUUUGAAAAUGCUUUUUACAUAUUAUGAAAUCUAAAGAAAAAAAGGUUGAAAACAUUUGUAGACCACAAAGAACAUUGUAGGCCUAUGUGUCGGCAUACACUGUUAUUUUAUCCAUUUUGAUGAUGCACAUAAAUUGAGCUUUUUCAGUACACAAUGACAAACACAUUGAGAGAGAGAGUCCUUUAUUAUUAUUAUUAUCUAUUCAAUAUGGGACAACAAGGCAUAUGUAUGUGUGUUUGUUUCUGUAUUUAGUGCACUUACUAUACCAUGAAAUAGGCUUGAAAUAGGAGUGUUGUUGGAGCUUUCUAGUUACCCUGACUGUGUGUGGUGUGACUUUUGUACCUGGGGAAACAGCAGGCUCAAGCGUCUUCCCUUUGUCAACAAUGUUAUUUCCAAAACCAAGGUUAAUCCUUAGACAUCCCCAUAGACAGCCUGAGAAUUUUACCCUUUUAUUUGGACAACAGUGGUUCCUUUUGUAUGCUACCUACUUCAAAAGCAGGAAAUGGCAUCAACGUCUGUUGUCAGGGCCAUUGUGAUGAAACUGUUGAGAGUUUUCAGAGAUGAUGUUGUAGCUCAUAACUGGUUAUGAUAUAAAGGUAACAGGUGAAAUGAGACUAAUGAUGUAUUAAAGAUUUCCAUAUCUGAAAUUAAGCUGUAUAGAUCCUAACAUAGGAGGCAUCAACACCUCCUUUGAGUCUGAACUGUUACAAUUUUUCUCCCAAACUUGUUGUAUUACCUGUGCAUUAGUAUCCCUCGACUGAUUAAUAAAAGUUUGUUGACUAAAA